UCAACCCUUUGUUUUAUUAAAACAAUUACUGUUGCACAACCAUUUGAUGUCUUAAAACAUUUUAGCCGUAGCGAUGCGUGAUUUAAGAUGAACUGAUAAAGUCACCUAAUAAUGAAACGGAUAAUUAACGUUUUGUAAUUAUGAUUCAAUUAAGUUAAAAGAUAGAACUUGGAUAGGAGUCCUGUUAUUUAAGUUAAAACCAAAAAAUUUUUUUAACGCAUGUUGAUCGUUAGUUAUGUACAAUACAGCGACGUAGAAAAAAGGGUGAACUGUGAAUUAAAAGGAACUACGUGAUUUAUAGGAAACAUAAGGUUUCAUGUGUUGAAGAGAACAUUUUAAUUUAAUUAUUUGUGAGGUUAUUGUAUUAUACAAGUGUUCUGCGAAUCCGUUGUUUUCUAAUGCUUUUGAACGAAGAAAACACAUAAAUUAUGUGAUAAUUUAUAUUAAAUCAGCAAUCCGAAAUAACGUUUAUUGCUCGUGACAGAAGAAUAUAGUUACAAAAUAACUAACAGUAAAUAAAACGGACGGGCCUUUUACAUCGUGUUCUGUUGAAGAAUAAUCAGACUGAGGAGACAAUAACGUUUGAAAACUCGUCGAACGUUACUAAAAAUACAAUUACUAAUUUAUAAAACGCGAAAAUGAAUACCGCUUUGCUAUGGUUGAUGUCAGUAGUACCAGUAGUCCUGAUGCAAUCGAGUUCGACGACGUGGGAUAAGAUAAAAGCCGAGUACGUGUCUCUCUAUGACGCCUACUCACACGCAAGUAGCCCGGAUUCGAGCACCUACCAUACGAUAGUGCCGCGAAGCGACGCCACGGUGCCACUUCCGGUAAGUGUCAGUUUCGAGUUGUUCUCCAUCGGCGGCUUCGAUGCCGUGGACGGUGCCCUGAACCUGAUUGGAAGUCUGAACAUGUCCUGGAAGGACGAGACCGGGAAUUUCCCAAAAUCAAAAAAACACGAGGUGGACACGGUGAUAGUGGACUAUUCAAAGGUCUGGACGCCAGUCAUUGUGAUGGUGAACUCGGCAGACUCGGUGAGUAGAGUUGGCGAUUCCACCUACAAAGUCAGGUUUAAUUUGCAGACGGCGCAGGUGAACUGGAAACCGCGAAUGAUCGCGAAGGCCGCGUGCGAGCCGGAUAUGACGUAUUUCCCGUUCGACCAACAAAAUUGCGAGUUAUCAUUCACGACCUGGUUUCAGAACCGUUCGAUCCUCACCCUGACUUUGGGUAGUAGCGAGUGGAAUUUGGACAAUUAUGACGUCAAUGGUGUGUGGGAAAUCGAAGAAACGACGGCAGAAAUUUCAGAAGUCGGCGGUUACGAUUACGCAAAGUUUACGAUCAAAUUCAAUCGAAAUCCAAUGUAUUUCGUCAUCAAUCUCGUAUUUCCGGUACUAUUACUAUCCCUUCUGAGCGGCUUCGUGUUUAUUCUUCCGGCCGCUUCCGGUGAACGAGUCGGCUUUGGAAUCACGUGCUUCCUAUCGUUCAUGGUUCUGCUGCAGACGAUAAUGAUAUACAUGCCACAAACGUCAUCGCCCAUGUCCCUGUUCUGUUAUUACGUCAUCCUAAUGUUGCUCUUUUCCGGUUUUCUGAGCAUCGUUACCAUCCUGCUUUUGAAGGUAAGCAACGACUCGGGCACCGAUGUGCCGAAAUGGCUUGUCCAUUUUGUCGAGAUCAUCAAAUGCAUCAAGAUCCGGAAGUUAAUCCGGGCGCGCAAAAAUAAGCGCGCAAUAACGCCGGCCUCGGAUGAAAUAGAUUUGAUGAGACCGAGAAAUAUUGCCGAUUCCACGUUUCGGUCUAAGUUUCAAGCGGACAGGAUAACGGAUGAGCACAUACCGACAGGUCCUGUUGAAAACGGUGCUUCGAAACCAGAAAACGCUAAGAAUGACCACGCCGUAGCGAGAAAAUCGAUACUUCUCGUUAAAGAAUUUCAGUCGGACAACAACGACGACAAUGAUGAUGGCAAAGCAGAUACCGACGAGAACGCGUCCGGAGUCACGUGGGAGUCCGUUGGUGGGAUUCUCGACACAUUCUUCUUCAUAGCGUUCCUCGGCGCCCAGGCCGCGCUCAGUGUGUUUUUCCUGGUGCCUAUUGCGACGCGCGUAUAGAUCGGCUUGUUGGCUGUCGAUAAAGAGACGGAGUGCAGCACAUUAGCUUAAAACGUGCAUGCCAAAUGUUGCAACGAACUUAUAUAUUGGCAUAGAUACCAAUAUCCAUUCUGCAAAUAAAGUAAAUUAGGAUAAUAACAUUUUGACUCAGAAUGUGAUCAACAAUAAGAACGUACAAUUCUCUAGUUUGAAUCCACAACUGCUGAUUUACUAAUAAGCUAAAAACUGAAAUUUACUAUGUAUGUGCAUAUUUGUAUGUCCGUUGACUGGUUUCGAU
Messenger RNA from Dreissena polymorpha, 2379 nucleotides. Its product is annotated as acetylcholine receptor subunit alpha-1-B-like. NCBI's taxonomy places the organism in Eukaryota, Metazoa, Mollusca, Bivalvia, Myida, Dreissenidae. Bases 639 to 2102 code for a protein of 487 amino acids. Gene Ontology annotation, cellular component: neuron projection; synapse; membrane. Gene Ontology annotation, biological process: chemical synaptic transmission; monoatomic ion transmembrane transport; regulation of membrane potential. Gene Ontology annotation, molecular function: extracellular ligand-gated monoatomic ion channel activity; neurotransmitter receptor activity; transmembrane signaling receptor activity. The transcript is spliced from 2 exons. The record is from RefSeq and is a predicted model, not a curated record.